Molecule: messenger RNA, 1629 nt
Organism: Monascus purpureus
Lineage: Eukaryota; Fungi; Ascomycota; Eurotiomycetes; Eurotiales; Aspergillaceae
Source: the annotation of a GenBank genome assembly
GUCUCGAGUCUCUUCUCCAUCUCACUGCUAAAGGCCACUUGCUUGGCAAGCCGAUAUCGUCUCCGAAUACCAACGAUUAUUAUAACUCACCAUCCUUUUCUUGCCUCCGUCCACGUAUUACAUACAGUCGACGCCCGAGAUUGGCGCAACCCCGCCAAGAUGUCGUUAACAAAUUGUCGUUUCUACGAGGAGAAGUACCCGGAGGUUGAUAGCUAUGUCAUGGUCAAUGUCAAGCAGAUCGCCGAAAUGGGUGCGUACGUGAAGCUACUCGAAUAUGACAACAUCGACGGCAUGAUCUUGCUCUCGGAGCUUUCUCGAAGACGUAUUCGUAGUAUUCAGAAACUCAUUCGUAUCGAUCGCAACGAGGUGGUUAUUGUGUUGCGUGUCGACAAGGAAAAAGGAUAUAUCGACUUGUCAAAACGACGAGUUUCUCCAGAAGAUGUUGUCAAGUGCGAGGAGAGAUACAACAAGAGCAAGGCUGUCCAUUCUAUCAUGCGCCAUGUCGCAGAAGCUACCAAGACCCCUCUUGAAACGCUAUACCAGCAGAUCGGAUGGCCGUUGAACCGGAAAUACGGCCACUCCCAUGAUGCCUUCAAACUAUCUAUUACGGAUCCUGAAGUGUGGGACGGGAUCGAAUUCCCCAGCGAGGCUGUCAAGAAAGAACUGUUGCAGUAUAUUAGCAAGAAACUCACGCCUCAUCCGAUUAAGGUUCGUGCCGAUAUCGAGGUCACCUGCUUUGGUUAUGAUGGAAUCGACGCUGUUAAGGAUGCCCUUCAUGCUGCCGAAGAGAACAAUACUGCAGACAGCCAGGUCAAGGUUCGGCUGGUGGCUCCCCCGCUGUAUGUCCUAACAAUCCAAUGCCUGGAUAAGAACAAGGGCCUCAAGCUGCUGGAGGAGGCAAUCGAAAGGACUACCAAGAAGAUCAAAGAGUCCAAUGGUAACUGCAUUGUCAAGAUGGCGCCCAAGGCUGUCACGGAGCAUGACGAUGCUGCUCUUAAGGAGCUUAUGGAGAAGCGCGAACGGGAGAACAUGGAAGUUAGCGGAGACGAAAGCCUGUCGGAGAGCGACGAGGGUGUUCCGGAGUAAAUGGCGGACGAUUGCGCCCCUACGACGUUUUCGAGUUGACGAGUCAUAGACACAUCGUUCAAGCAGCACUUUCUGGAGCGGAGCAAUGCACAAAAGUUACAGUGGAUUGAAAUGUAAAAGUUCCAUAUGACGCGACGAUUGAAAAAGGAAGACGGUUUAAUGCGAUCACUUAGCAGGCUCGGAGUGAGAAGAAGAAGCACCCAUGAAGUGAAAUACUUUGUUCGAUGCCGGCCAGUGCCUCAAUAUCUUUCUAGUAUGCCAAUCGGGAAAUUCGGUUUCUGGUGGUAUCCUGCUGCUCUUGCGCGAGUCACCGAAUACCGGGAGCUCAAUCCAGAGAGGUCCGUGUACAUACGUCUUGUCUAAUUGCAAACCGAGUAUCUGAUAGAAGCCAGAGGCGCCACCCGACCAGUUAUUAUUGGGAAUAUACCCAGCGCUAAAUUUUUCUUGUUCUUUAUGAUGCACUCUAGUUUCGAUGCCCCAGGCAACCAUUGAUAUACUACUACAAGUAACUCCGUUGAUUCCCGAUUAGACCAUGAUUUAUUC